This is a messenger RNA of Helianthus annuus (common sunflower), 1155 nucleotides long. RefSeq names its product isoflavone reductase-like protein. NCBI's taxonomy places the organism in Eukaryota, Viridiplantae, Streptophyta, Magnoliopsida, Asterales, Asteraceae. The coding region runs from base 130 to 1062 and encodes 310 amino acids. Gene Ontology annotation, molecular function: oxidoreductase activity. The transcript is spliced from 5 exons. The record is from RefSeq and is a predicted model, not a curated record.
ACCAUAUCUGGCUCAUAAGCUUUCAAGUUUCGACACCUCACACCCUACACAACUACUCUCAUAAAAUAGUCUUAGCUGCCGUUGACUCUUCUAUACAAUCUCCGAUCACCGGAAAAUCAACAUAAAAAAAUGACGGAAAAGAGUAAGAUUCUGAUCAUCGGAGGAACCGGUUACAUCGGAAAAUUCAUUGUGGAAGCCAGCGCGAACGCGGGUCAUCCCACGUUCGUCCUCGUCCGGGAAUCCACACUCUCCGAUCCUUCCAAAUCUUCACUUAUCGACUCCUUUAAGAACUCCGGCGUUACUAUCAUCCCUGGCGAUUUGUAUGAUCACGAGAGGCUCAUCAAUGCCAUAAAGCAGGUUGAUGUAGUGAUCUCGGCCGUAGGAUUAGCUCAAACGCAAAUUGUCGAUCAAGUCAGAAUCGUUGCUGCUAUCAAAGAAGCUGGUAAUAUCAAGAAAUUUUAUCCAUCCGAGUUUGGAAACGAUGCGGAUCGUUCACACGCCGUGGGACCGGCCAAAACGGUUUGGGCAACCAAGGCUCAGAUUCGCCGAGCCAUUGAGGCUGAAAAAAUCCCUUAUACAUAUGUAAAUUCCCACUGUUUUGCGGGUUAUUUGCUUCCAACAUUGGCUCAGUCUGGGGUCACCGCUCCCCCAAGGGACAAAGUCGUUAGCUUAGGAGAUGGAAAUGCGAAAGCUGUUUUCAAUGAAGAACAUGACAUUGCAACCUACACCAUUAAAACCGUUGAUGACCCAAGAACCGUCAAUAAAAGUGUCUACAUAAAUCCUCCGGGUAACAUAUACUCAUUCAACGAACUUGUGUCGUUGUGGGAGAAAAAGAUUGGCAAAACAUUGGAGAAGGUUUAUCUAUCUGAAGAUCAAGUAUUGAAAAACAUAGAGGAAUCUCCUUUUCCACACAACUUGACGCUGUCAAUCUUGCACACGGUCUUUGUAAAGGGUGAUCAAAUAAACAUUGAGAUUGAACCAUCAUUCGGGUUUGAGGCUUCAGAGUUAUAUCCUGAUGUUAAAUAUACUACGGUUGAUGAGUAUUUGAGUCGUUUUGUUUGAAAGUUAAAAAUGUGUUGGCACAGUGAACAUAAUGAGCCCAUUGAUGAUGGGCCUCUAGUUACAAUAAUAAUAGUAAUGUUUGUAUUUGUUGUU